This is a messenger RNA of Australozyma saopauloensis, 549 nucleotides long. RefSeq lists its product as uncharacterized. The record is from RefSeq and is a predicted model, not a curated record. The transcript has a single exon. Bases 1 to 549 code for a protein of 182 amino acids. NCBI's taxonomy places the organism in Eukaryota, Fungi, Ascomycota, Pichiomycetes, Serinales, Metschnikowiaceae.
AUGGCAAUUUUCAGAAGUAGCUCGAAAAAGAAGGAAGGCCGUGACAACGACCACCAUCACGAACAGAAAAUGGGCGGAGGUGAUGGCAAAUUCCGUACCUUGGAGGCCGUGAAGGAACUCCAGCCGUUCGAAGAAGCUGCCACCCACAACCAGGGCCGCAGACAGCUGUACUUGUCUCAGGAGAGUGGAGAUCUCAAGGACAUUUUUGGCCAUAAGAUCGACACACCAGACACCCUGAACCCCACCAGAAAUAGAAACGAGCGUCCUCUCGACACUAUUCGUGGAUUUGAGUAUGCGAUUUCUGGAGACUUGUCAUAUCAAUCUCAACUUGAGAGUCAGCAAUUAGGUUGGGACUUCCACAGAGACUUUUCGCAUCAGAAUUACCAAAGCAAUGGUACCGGGGCUGCACCUAGGGACUAUAACUCUAACCAAGCUCGAUUUGCUUACAACACGGCUCCUAAUACCUACCAACCAGUGCAGCCAGGACCCGAAGCAGAUGACGGCAAGAAAAAGAAGAAGAAGAAGGGAUUGUUUGGUCGUAGCAAGUAG